AUGCCACAUAUCAUCUAAACAACGACGCGAGUUUAUCAUACCCGCGAAACCACGGUGUACUGCCCGUGGAAGGUCCUGAGCCCGAACCGUAAGACGCCGUGCCCCUACAGAAAGACACCCCAGGCCAUCACCAGUUCUGUCGAGGCCGCGUAACCAGCCCUUUUGGCCGACAAGGAACGGCGGAGAGCGAUUCCCGCAAACAAGUAUCUGGAAGACCCCGACGAGCCCAGUGACAGAAAGCAGGAACUAAUGCUUAAGAAUGUGGCUCCUUCGCCCUCGCCACCGGAACCUCCUUCGCUCGGCGGCCGUCGUCUCCGCCCUGGUCUCCGUCGUCCUCUUCCUCAGCAGCGCAUUCCUGCUCGACGACUCGGCGCCGCUGCCACGGUCGUCCCUGGUGACGUCACCGCCCGCCGCAACGGCCUCCCCGCUCGCCCUGCAACUGACACAGUCUCAGCCUCAGCAGGACGGAGCCAAUGACCUCCGGGACAAGCUGCCGUCCCAGGUGUCUUCCGAUAAGAACGACUUUUUCAAUCCGUAUAAGGGGAAGGUGAUUGAGAGGAAAGUUGUUAAGAAGAUAAGCGGUGACGAUAAGAAGAAGAAGAAAGUCGAGUCUACUGAUAGGAAAGGCGCUGGGGGAUCUGGUGGGAGGGAGCCAUCCUUCGGCUUCGUAAACAAGGACUUCCAGUCGCCUUAUAAUCCCCACGCCCGCAACCCCCUCGUGGAAACUUUCGAGAACAUCGUCAACGGCGAGUAUGGAAUAAAUCCGGGUAUGGUGCUCGGGGCGGUGGCAGCUCUCCAGCAGUCGAAGAGUUUGAGCAAUGGUGGAGAGAGGAUUGAGAAUUCGCAUCGGGGGAGUAAUGGGGAAGAAAGAGUUCGUGUGCGCAACGAGGAGAGAAUCGUCAGUUCGAAAGAGAGACUAAAAGGUGUUAUGUUACCGGGGGCGUCGGGAGGGAAGGACUUACGAGACGGAAGUAUCGGUGACAAAGCGACAAGAGGGACUCCCAUAAAACCGCGAAAAGAGAACCGUAACUCACAGGGAUCGAAGCAGAAUAUAUUAGGGUCUCUCCUGACGCAGAUCGGCCCUUCCAUCCUCGGGGGUGCGCUGUCGAAGACCGUUCACAGUGGCCAAGGCAGCCCUCAAGGACCACCACAGGGGAGCCCCUUGAAGACCCUCAUCAGCGAGGUCGGACCGAGUCUGCUGAGUGGAAUCCUUCAGAACGGGAAAGACCAUUCGGGUCCAGGAGGCGGAGGUGGCGAAUCGAGUCCAUUACAGUCCAUCGUGAGCGGGUUGGGUCCGCUGCUUCUGGCAGGAGCCGUUUCCCAGGGACUCGGUGGGAAUGGAAGGGACAAGGACACCCAGAGUCCUAUCCAGUCGAUGAUCAGCAACCUCGGCCCGCAACUGAUGAGCAAUGUCUUAAAGCAAGGACUGGGUGUCGGAAAGGGGCGUUCUCAGGACCCUAGUCCCGUGGAGUCCAUAAUCAGCGGCCUGGGCCCUCUACUGGGAAACGCAAUGCAGCGUUCCUUCCAAGGAGACAACAGCAAGAGCCCCGUAGUCUCGAUCCUCGGCGGCCUGGGAUCAAGUCUGUUAUCAGGAAUAUCCAAAAAAAGCCAAGGAAACGCCAGACAUAACGGUGCUCCGAAACGCAACACACCGCGGGUACAAGGACCUCAGCCACAAGAGCCGUCAAGGCAACGAGAGCAAACCGACAACAACAACAACAACAGAUCCUUACCUGCGGCUCCUUCGCCAGGAUCACCCAACUUCCGGGAAGGAAAGGAUCCUAGACAGGAACCUGAAGGAUUGAAGGAGGUUCAUCCCUGGGCCGGGGAAGGAGAGGAAGAACACCGAACAGAAGACAACAACAACGCGGCUGCCCCAAACCCGCUCCUCCGCCGCGCCGCCGGAAGCCUCCUGGAGCAGUGGCUUCCCGACCGCCUCUCCGUGCCGAAGGCGAACUCGACGCGCGGGGCCUGGCAGAUGGCAGUCAACCUGGCCCUCGGAAACCCCAAGGACAAGAAGGGCAGGAGGAGUCAGUUUUGGUCGUGGCUGCGGCAACUGAGCGGGUCGGACCAGAAGGCAAGUCACGCAGCAGCCGAUUGGAUAUUACGAGCACUUAAUAAUCCUGCUCGAGCCGCCCACGCCCGCGCGAUCUCGGACUUCUAUGAUGCUGUGACCAGAGUCCGGCCAAUCUGCCAGUCGGCGGAAACUGUGGGAGGUCUCUAUAACUGGAAAAAGGACGUUCUGGAAGGCAGCAAAGUCGUGUGCAUGGAUCCGGACGUCACUCCCAAGAAGAGGGGCUGCGUCGUCUACUCCUUCGGCGUCGAGGACGAGUGGAGUUUCGAGGAGGAGAUGGAGGGAUACGGGUGCGAAGUGUGGGCCUUCGACGCCGCAAUGACAACGGGGAACCACAACCACUCCGACAGCAUCCAUUUCUAUAACAUUGGCCUUGCUGCUUCUAACACCACGAGGGAUGUUCGAGGCCAGACGUGGAAUCUGUUCACAUACCCUGCCGUCGUGGCUAAGCUGGGCCACUCCAAGACAGCUGUCAGUUACUUGAACCUCGACGCUGCUGGUUCAGAGUGGGAGAUCCUGAAGGAGGCGAUGCAGGACAGCCCCCACAUCCUCACGAACGUCCACCAGCUCGGGGUCAAAGUUCACCUUGACCUGGCUCUGAAGGACCCGGCGUUGUAUCAGGUCAACCUCAAUACUCUCCGCGACCUGGAGAGUUACGGGUUUCAGCUCUUUUCGUCUGUUCAGGAGGAAGCGAGAGAAAAUGUAUACUUUGAUCCUUUACCCAAGAGGACCGUCAGCUUGACCUAUGACCUUGUUUUCCUCCGAAUAUAAAGUGGGUUGUUUUUUA
Molecule: messenger RNA, 2861 nt
Organism: Penaeus chinensis
Lineage: Eukaryota; Metazoa; Arthropoda; Malacostraca; Decapoda; Penaeidae
Exons: 9
Coding region: 260-2845 (861 amino acids)
Source: RefSeq, a predicted model, not a curated record